AUGUCUCAGUACAGCGUGGUGCUGCUGGUGGAGGUGAUGGAUGUGAGUGGUGAGGCCAUGAAACUGCUCCGCCAACACCUUAAUGAAUAUGGAGAUAACAGAAGUAAUCGGUACCUCAUGAAGCCCAGUGAAUCUCUGGGACCGGAGGGUCACAAGGAGAAGUUUGUCUACUUCUACAGAAAGAAAGAAGUGAAGAUAUUAGACUCCUACCAGUACGGAGACAUUGAUGAAGAAGAUGAAGAUGAUGACGAAGAUGAAGAUGACGAAGAUGAUGAAGAUGACGAAGAUGACGGAGAUGAUGAAGAUGACGAUGAUGACGAUGAUGAAGAUGUGAUCUCCAGACAGCCUUUCGUUGUCCGUCUCAAUUGUCGAAACACAGUUGCGCAGAAUCUGGUGUUGAUCCCGGUCCACACCGCACCAAAUAACGCAGAGGCGGAGCUGAACGCUCUUCAUGACGUGGUUGAAGAUGUGAAGGAAAAAUGGCCGAAUGAUAACAUUAUGAUUUUGGGAGACUUUAAUGCCGAUGGAGAUUAUCUCUCCAUGGAGCAGAAGAGAACGCUCUGUAUCUCCUCGGCCCAUUAUCAUUGGCUGAUAGACGAUAAUGUCAAAACCACGACUUGUAACAAUAAUGACUACACCUACGACAGGAUCGUGGUUUACGGAGAGAGGAUGCUGGAGGCCAUCGUCCCCAACUCAGCCAUCGCCUACAACUUCAAGAGAGAGUUGAACUUGACACAAGAAGAAGCUCUGAGUGUCAGUGAUCACUACCCUGUGGAGGUGGAGCUGGAGGAGAAGCAGGAGGUGGAGCCGGAGGUGGAGCAGAUGGAGGAGCAGAUGAGGAAGCUAAAGCUGAAGCAGAAAGCUCAGAGAAAAAGGAAUCCAGAGAAACCCUCGACUGGAGGAAGACCUCAGGGAGCCCAGAAGAAGAAGAUCGGGCCGGCAGCCACAAAGGGGAAAGGAGUGUAAACCAAGAGAAGAGGAACCGAUCUUCAAUAUGUUAUUAUCUUAAAGUAGUUUUAGUUAUUAGCUUUUAGUGAUGAGUGCUAUUUAAGUGCAGUGGCGUUUUUAUAUGUAAAAAAGUGGUGGGGCACGAACAACUUAGAUGUUUAUAUAUAAGCUUUUGGUGCUUUUUUAAAUACGUAAACAAAUAGCUGUAGGCUAUCCAUGGUCCCGAUAGAGAGGGGGGGGACCUUGAAUGAAGAACUAGGAGCAACACUGUCAGCACAUACAUUUACGUACUGUACACAGCGUGGGGUCAUAUUGCCAUGCACCUUAAUACAUGAAGUAAAGGGCACCAUCACAAAGCAAUACUUAACAAUAACAACAACCGUAAUGUUUCAGCAUUAAAACACCAUAGACUA
Gymnodraco acuticeps is the source of this 1361-nucleotide messenger RNA. Its product is annotated as deoxyribonuclease-1-like 1. The transcript has 8 exons. Gene Ontology annotation, biological process: DNA catabolic process. Gene Ontology annotation, cellular component: nucleus. The record is from RefSeq and is a predicted model, not a curated record. Lineage: Eukaryota; Metazoa; Chordata; Actinopteri; Perciformes; Bathydraconidae. Bases 1 to 966 code for a protein of 321 amino acids. Gene Ontology annotation, molecular function: DNA nuclease activity.